Messenger RNA from Nematocida major, 621 nucleotides. Its product is annotated as Ras-related protein Rab-8A. Gene Ontology annotation, molecular function: GTP binding; GTPase activity. Lineage: Eukaryota; Fungi; Microsporidia. The coding region runs from base 1 to 621 and encodes 206 amino acids. The record is from RefSeq and is a predicted model, not a curated record. The transcript has a single exon.
AUGAGCGAUGAAUGUGUACAGCUUAAGCUUCUUAUAAUAGGAGAGAGCAACGUGGGAAAGACCUCUAUAUUGCAAAGAUUUAUUGAGAACAAGUUUGAAAAGUCGUUUUCAACCACGAUAGGAAUUGACUUUAGAUCCAAAACCAUACAAAUAGACGGGCGAGAGGUGGAGCUGCAAAUAUGGGACACCGCAGGGCAGGAGAGGUUCUUCUCCAUAACCAGAAGCUACUACCGAGGCUCGGACGGCAUCUUCUUGACGUUUGACCUGACUUCAGAAAGCUCGUUCGACUCCCUGAGCAAGUGGAUUGGGGAAAUCCGGGACAAGGUGGAGGAGAAAGUACCCAUAUUCCUGCUGGGAAACAAGAAGGACCUGCUCGAUGAAAGCAAGGGAGAAAUCAGCGAGUUGAAGACUGUUUCCAAAAUCCGAGAAAUAUCCGAGCAGCUGAAUGUUUCGUGGUACGGCACAAGCGCAAAGAGCGGCGAGAACAUUGAAGAGAUAUUUAUGGACAUGGCCCGGGCUAUCCUGCAGGGGAAGAGCACUAUUAAGAAGAAAAGCAAGGCAUCAUUCAACGUGUCUAAAUUUAAGAUUAGCAAGGUCUUCUGGUGCUUCAGAUUUAAGUAA